Molecule: messenger RNA, 1386 nt
Organism: Saimiri boliviensis boliviensis (Bolivian squirrel monkey)
Lineage: Eukaryota; Metazoa; Chordata; Mammalia; Primates; Cebidae
Source: RefSeq, a predicted model, not a curated record
UGUGAGGCAUUAACUAGGUUUCCCUCCCUCCUGUCCCCUGGGGGACACAAACCCCUGGACCUUGGAGGUCCUGGAGCAGGUUAUUUUGUAAGGUCUGUGUGAUUUGUAAACUGGGCAUGAACAAGAAUUUGUGAUAUAGCCUCUUUACCAGGAUUGAAGAAGACAGAAAAAAUACCGGACAAAUUAAUUGCUGGAAGAAAUGAUCAAAUUUUGGCUUACAUGUCUUGCAACAUUUGUAUAACACAAAGAAGUAACCAAAUAUGGCAGAACUGCGGUGUCUUUGGCAUCUACUUUUGACCGUGGUGGUGGCUGUGGUAUUCAUUGCUCCUGGGGUAUUCACAUACCCUGCCCAUGGGAAGAAAGUGUUGGCCAAAAAGGUCAGCCAGCUGAUGUCUUGGACCAAGAAAGACAGAGUGAUAAGAAUGAGUGAAACCAUGUUCUAUCAUUUUGUAUUUGAUGCACCAAAAAACUAUUCUGUUAUUGUGAUGUUUACUGCUCUGCACGAGUUCAGUUCAUGUGUAGCGUGCAAAGAUGCUGCCGAAGAAUUUCACAUCUUGGCAAAUUCCUAUCAACACCCUGGUGCAUUCACCACAAAGGUAUUUUUUGCGAUGGUGGAUUAUAAUGAAAGCCCUGAGGUCUUUGAAGCGCUUCAGAUAACGUUAGUUCCAAAUUUCUUCCACUUUUCUGCCAAAUGGGAAUUUACAACAGAUGACAUUUAUGGUUUGAGAGGAAGGGAUAUUGUUGCUGACCAAAUGGCUGAAUGGGUAGCAGAAAGAACACAUGUCAGCAUCAGAAUCAGACAGCCUACAAAUUAUCAUGGUCUCCUCAAGCCAGCGAUACUUUUGACUCUCAUUGGCGGACUUGGGUAUUUCUUGAAAUGGCAUAGGAAAUCUAUUUCCUGCAGCGUUUUGUGUGAACUUUUAACUCUGUGCUUUGUGAUUUUGAUGACAUCUGGUCAAAUAUGGACUUAUAUAAGAGGAGAACCAUAUGCCCAAAGGGACCCUCGCACAGGACAGAAACAUUAUAUCAGUAAAUUUAGUCAGGCUCAGUUUGCAGCAGAAACAUACAUUAUUUCCCUGUUCAAUAUGUGUGUUACCCUGGGAAUGUUGCUGUUGGAUAAGGCUGCCACCUCUAGGACGGAUGUCAUAAGAAGAAAGAUGAUGUGUCUGUGUGGUAUGUGUCUAGUUGCCACGUUCUUUACCUGGCUGCUCUCCCUCUUUAGAUUUAAAAUACCUGAUUAUCCAUACAGCUUUCUCUUCGAUUAAAAAGGAUCCUACAGACAUAGAUGAUGAAGCAAGAAGUUUGAAAAAAAAAAAAAAAGAAAAGAAAAAUGCAAACUCAUAACUUUUUUAAGUCAUUGAGAUUUCACCAGAAGAGAACAUGAAA